This is a messenger RNA of Aphidius gifuensis, 1081 nucleotides long. Its product is annotated as tetraspanin-15-like. NCBI's taxonomy places the organism in Eukaryota, Metazoa, Arthropoda, Insecta, Hymenoptera, Braconidae. The record is from RefSeq and is a predicted model, not a curated record. The transcript has 5 exons. Gene Ontology annotation, cellular component: membrane. The coding region runs from base 184 to 984 and encodes 266 amino acids.
AAAUCCGAAAAUAAAAUUUGUCCAACAAGCCAGUCACACUUUGUCCAACUUGGAAGCUAGUUUAGAUAAAUAGUUUACAUAAAAAAUAAUUUAUCAAAAAUUGACACGUUAACGCAGAAGUUGACACGUUAAUUGCAGAAGUGACUUUUACUUGUUUUACACAACAAUUUUUCAUCGAAAAAAAUGGUUUUUUUAAACAAAUUUAACAAUCUUCAAAUGAGGAGCCCAAGUUAUUUUUUGACAAUUUCAUUAUUUAUUUUAAAUUUUUUUUCAUUCUUGUUUGGAGUUGGUGUAAUUGUGAUUGCAGUAAUUGGAAAUUCGGUUGAAUUAUUUAGAUUAUUUGAUGUAGGUGAAUCAGAGAAUAAUGAACUCAAAGAUCAUUUAAGUAUAUUUUGUACUGAGAUCAUGCUUAUUGGUACAACUAUAUGCCUAGUCUCAAUUUUUGGUUUGAUAAGUGCUGCAACAAAAAGCACUUUCUGUCUCAAUCUCUAUGCUGCAAUGAAUAUGAUGAUAAUUGUUGGCUUGAUCAUCACAAGUUCAAAUAUUUUAUCCAGAUUUGAAGAUGAUGUUAGAAAAGCGAUGGAAAAAUUUAUUGAAGUUAAUUUUAAUAGUGAUAAAUAUAAUGAGGAAAAAAAUUUUAUUGAUUAUACUCAGAGGAGGCUGAAGUGUUGCGGUAACACUGGCAAAGAAAAUUAUGCUCAAUCUGAAUUUCUUCCAUCAUCCUGUUGUAAGUGGAACAACUGUGAUCUAGAAAAUGUAUACGACAUAGGAUGUAACACUAAAAUUCCUGAAUUAAUGAAUAUGCACAGAUUGGACAUUUUUGCUAUUGAAGAAAGAUUUUUUAUUGCACCUGUUGUUAUUGCUGGAGUUAUCGAGUUAUUUGGAAGCUUACUUGCAUUAAGCAUCGUAUAUUUUAACAGAUCAAAAAUAUUACAUGAAAAAAAAGAGAAUAGUUACGCUGAAAUAUCUGGAAGAAUCUGGUGAAAUGUUAUCACACCAUUGAUCAUCAGAAAUAAUUUGUUUUCUGAAUGUAUUUACAUUUUUCACAUUUAUAAAAUCAAAAUUAACAUAUUAUAAUGAA